AGCGGCUGUGCAGGUCAGGAAGCUGCCAGUGCCAGGGAUGGUAACUAGCACUAGUGCGCCGAGCAGUGAAGCCUAGCAGCUGCCAGCGCACGGUUUUAGCACUUAAAGGAACACUUCAUAGGCAUUUUUUUUUUUUUAUCCGUUUUCUUCGGUUUCUCAGACGUCCUCCCUCCGUCUGCACGCUAAGCACUUGAUUACUUGGUUUUUGCCCAAGCUCUCUUAAGAAGAACCAGUCAUGCCAGCCAGGGGUGGUAUGUUCUAUACUGUUCCUAUUGCUCUGCCACCACCAGUCAUUAAAGAACCCAAAGACCUGUGGGAUGGGCGCUGUGUGGACUUGUCCCAAAGAGGUAGUUCAGACUGUGAAUCCCUUACAAGCAGCAACUCCUUCUCUGAAUGCGACUUUGAUGAAUUUGAUAACAUUUCCAUACCAGACUCUGAGCUUCUCUGUGACCCAGAAGGAGAGCAGCUGUGCCCCAGCCUUCUCAAAAUGAUAAAAAGAAGCCUGAACAAAGCAAACAUUAACUCCUUAAGGUGUUCCAAGCUCCUCCUCCCAGAUGAUCUUCUCUGCCAUUUGGGCCAAGAACUGAUGCAUCUGGCAUUCAGUGAGCCUUGUGGACUCCGAGGUGCACUUAUCGACCUAUGUGUGGAGAACAGCAAGGACUGUCACACUGUGGCGCAGCUUGAGGUUGAUCCAUCCGUAGUACCUACUUUCCAACUGACUAUAUUGUUCAAACUGGACUCCAGGUUAUGGCCUAGAAUUCAGGGUCUCUUCAGCACCAAACCAGUCCCUGGGUCUGGGCACUCAUUAAAACUCAGUCCAGGGUUCAAGGUUCUGAAGAGGAAACUGUACAGUUCUUCAGAACUUAUUGUUGAAGAAUGUUAAAGUUGUAUGUAUGGAAACAAAUGGCGAAUGAAUGAAAUGCCUGUAUCAUGGGCUACUGCAAUCACGUGAAGGUUUAUUGGGGGCAUUUUAGAAUGGAUGAAUGACACUUUUUUUUUUUUUUUUAUUAAAGGUGAUGUGUAAUGAAUUUCUCUUUUACGUAAAGUAUUUUAGAUGUGUUUUUUAUUUUAACCCCUCAGUUGCCAGAUUCCUGCCAACUUACAUCUUGUCUGGCAACAGGAGGGUUUACUUUUCCGCUGCCAAGUUUAGUGAACAACAUUUGCUUUUCAUGAAUUUCUGCACUGAUGAUGAAAAGAACAUGUACAUGGUGAAGCUUCAAUUUUUAUUUUCUAUUUUUGUUAUGGGGUUUAGCUCACAGUUGACUAUAUUUGCAGUGGUCUGCACACAGGUAUUGAAGUUUAGCAUUAUGUGCACUGGUAGUACUGCAAUUUCUUUUAUACAUUUUUUUUUUUUUCUCUGUAAUGCUUUAGCAGCUGGUCUGCAUUAAAGGUGGUAUAGCUCUACCUCUUAUAGAGGGUGAAUUGUUAAAACUGAACUCAAAGUACAAAUUUCUUUUGGGACAAUGUGGGCAUUUGCGCCCCCCCCCCCCCCCCCCACUACUGAUUCAUUGGCAGCUAAAAGAGGUUCUAUUAAGUAGCUCUACUGCAGUUAACAGUAUGUGGAAAGCACUAGUAUUCAUUUCAAUUUGUCUGUAUUCUGACAUGCUGCUGUAAUAAGGUUUACAAAUAUAUAUUUGCACUUGAUGUUCAAGUUAAAAUCUACACAAUGUGCCUUUUUUUACUUUUCUAAUAAACCGUCAGAAAAU
Molecule: messenger RNA, 1706 nt
Organism: Hyla sarda
Lineage: Eukaryota; Metazoa; Chordata; Amphibia; Anura; Hylidae
Gene: DDIT4
Product: DNA damage inducible transcript 4
Exons: 3
Coding region: 236-883 (215 amino acids)
Biological process (GO): apoptotic process; response to hypoxia; negative regulation of TOR signaling
Cellular component (GO): cytoplasm
Molecular function (GO): 14-3-3 protein binding
Source: RefSeq, a predicted model, not a curated record